CUUGUUUUACAGUCAUUUUAUAUCGCCACUAGUGAAUAAAAGCAGACCUUAUCUACUUAGCCGUAACUGUUAAACCAAAGCAUUUAGCACAAGGCAUAGCUAUUACGUAUGGCCAAAUACUUUUAUUUGAAACAAACAAUCACAACGCUGACUGUGAUAACAACUUGUAUUGUUGUGCUUGGUUAUUUGAAGCUGAUUAGGUACGAAGAGGGAAAAUUAAUAAUUCACGUCCACAGAGCAAAUCCAAACAAAGCUACUUCAAACGAGCAACAGCAUUAUGUCCCUUCAGCACCACAAACAACAUUAUCAACACAAACAGAGGAAGCAAAUAGAAGAAAAGUUAGUUUGAAGUCGGACUGUCAAAAACUACAACCCUUAGACGUACAUACGAAGGCUUUGGUCAGAAAUGCUUUGGAAAAAGCAGUUCAGCUAAAAGAAUUAUUUCGACACCAAUCCGAGAAACUCAAAAGUGAUUUGAAUGAGACCGUUUCCAUUCUGGCCUAUUUUGAAAGGCUUUCAAAACCGCUAGAAAACUCUCUAAUGAAUGAUUUGGAAUUACUUCAUAAUAUAACUUCAACAGAUGAUCACAUAGAAUUAAAAGAAUUGAACGAAAUAGCUCAAAGUAUGAUUCAUAGGUCACAGAAUCCUAUAGAUUGCCGUGUUUCUCGUAAACUUCACUGUUCAAUUAAGCAUACAAGUUGUGGAUUUGGGUGCCUGAUGCACGAUUAUGGUUUAUGUACAUUCGUCGCUGUUGGGAAAUCCAGAUGCAUGCAGUAUGACAUGAAACAACUGACGGCUUACCCUGGAAUUUCUUCCAUGUUUAAGUACACCGGCAAUACAUGCGUCAACACCUCUCAUUUCGGGGAAUCCAUUGAGUGGCGAUCGUCUUUUCACAAGAAACCCACCCUGGAGGAAGCCGAAGUAAUCAAAAUGACAAUUGAUGGACCAUACACAAGCCAUUCACUCUUCAGUCCCGGUACCGUCCCAGAAAAAUUACUGCCGCGAAUUGAACGCGUCCAUGGCGAUCCUAGAGCAUGGUGGAUAGGCCAUGUUAUGAAUUACUUCCUUAGACCACAGCAAUUGGUCGAAGACGAAUUUACUUCAGUUAAAAGAGAGAUUCAAUUCGCGCAUCCUAUCGUUGGUAUUCAUAUACGGAGGCGAGAUAAAAUCUCUGAAGCUCCUUAUUAUGAUCUGGAGAGGUAUAUGGACCAUGUGGAAAGCUGGUAUGGCCGCUACUUUAUGAAACAUCCUAGUGAAAAUGUGAUCAGACGUGUCUAUCUCGCAACGGAUGCAUCUGAAGUUGUUGAAGAAGCAAAGAUAAGAUAUCCAAAGUAUGCGUUCAUCACUGCUCUUGGAAAAUUGUUUAAAGAAUCUCAAAAUCGACAAAGCGCGUCAGCCGUGAAAUGUAUCUGGUAUGACGUCCUCCUAUUGAGGGAUUGCGACUUUGCUGUUGUAACAUUCUCAUCCAAUGUGGGUAGGUUGGUUUAUGAGCUUAAGCAAAACUCCACGAGCGAUCAAACAUACAGUGUUUUAAGUCUGGACGACCGUUACCACUACUGGGGUGAAAUUGGCCAAGUACAAUUCGCCAUUGCUGACCAUAAUCCACCAAGUGAUAUUUUGUGCAAGAACACACUAACUCGUGCCCCAAUGCAGGAAAUGCGAAAAUGGACUUGUGAAUUAGAAUUAAAAGCAGGAGAUGAGCUUGUAGCGCUUCCUACACUCUACCAUGUUUACCUAUCUGGUGGUUAUAAUCGAAGAACUAAGUUGCACGGUUUAUAUCCAGCCCACAAGGUUAAAGAUGUUGUCACACCUGCUCCAUACCCUUUAACAUGAUUUGAUUCCAUUGCAGUGGUUGCACUGUGUAUAUUGGUGGCCACAUGAUGACUAACCAUUACAUACUCAUAUAACUUAUCAGCAACAGGAAAGGUGUUGUGAAAAACAAUGGAAAAUUUCUUAUAACAAUAGAAGGAAAUUAAGCUGUUGCGUUAUGGGCCAUACACUGUGUAGUCUGCUGUUUAAGUUUCUAUUUUGCAACUUUUUAAAAGCACUGUAUAGUUAAAACCUUAUUUAUUAAAGUAUCUGCUUAAGUGCACGAAUGUAGUUUACAAUGAAGUAUUUAUGCAACAAUUAAUUGACACAAAUGCAAUAUAACAAUAUAUUAAAAUACUAACUAAGAUUAAUAAGAGUACAAUACAUUCAUAAAAACCAGCUAAACUUUG
Ciona intestinalis (vase tunicate) is the source of this 2219-nucleotide messenger RNA. NCBI's taxonomy places the organism in Eukaryota, Metazoa, Chordata, Ascidiacea, Phlebobranchia, Cionidae. The record is from RefSeq and is a predicted model, not a curated record.